Epinephelus moara (kelp grouper) is the source of this 11584-nucleotide messenger RNA. RefSeq names its product NACHT and WD repeat domain-containing protein 2. The transcript has 8 exons. Lineage: Eukaryota; Metazoa; Chordata; Actinopteri; Perciformes; Serranidae. The record is from RefSeq and is a predicted model, not a curated record. Gene Ontology annotation, molecular function: protein binding. The coding region runs from base 517 to 5712 and encodes 1731 amino acids.
CGGUCGGCUCGCAGAGACAGCAGGAUGCCAAGGGGAGCACUCCGACACACGGCGUCCGUUUUACCGUCCCCCGGCGUCGUCUCUCGGCCACAGAAACUCUGAUGGGCGUUUUUAUCUUCCUUUUACCGUCCUCGACGCUUGGAUAUUUUCGGAAGCCACGAAAUGAAGCGAAUGAAUGUGAGCAACAAGAAGUGUCCUGUUGUUGUGCCUGUCUCCAGCAUCACUAGUAGUCAAGUCCUCUCUGUGGAUGCGGUGCCUCUGUGAUUUUUUCCCUAGUUGUCUUGUUUUCAGAGGAUUUUUGUAUGUAGUGUUCAGUAGCGGACUACCAAACUUUUCCCCGCUUCUUUUUGUUGUGUCUUUUUCGAGGUUUUCCGCCUUUGAAACAAAGAUUUCAGGAUAGACCAACUCCGGAAAACCCAGCGACUUGACAUCUGCUCCCGGCGGAAUAACCAUUGUUAGCGGUUAUUCGCCCUUUGUACAAGCAUCUUCUCUGGGCCACGCUGGAAGUCGCCCCCCAUGUGGCCGUCGGGAGUGGGGAGCAGGCAGCCCUGCCCGCGGGAGUCGGCGCUGCGCAAGGCGGCCAUCAGCGGCAACAUCAACGCCCUGCCGCACCACGUCCCCACCGGCCGCAGCGUCCGGGUCUUCAUCUGUGCCAACCCCGACGACACAGAGGCGGAGAGGAACGCACUGAAAGAGCACGUCUACCCCAAACUACGAGACUUCUGCAGGGAGAACUAUGGGAUUGAAUUCCAGGUGGUGGACCUGUACUGGGGCGUGGACCCAGAGGAGUGGGACAGUCCAGAGCUGCAGCGACUCCGAAUGAAGCUCCUGGAGGAAUGUCUAAAGACCUCAGCGGGACCGUGUUUUGUCGGUCUGGUGGGUGAAAAGUACGGCAGCAUCCGAGUGCCGGGGGAGGUGGAGUCAGCGGAGUUUGAGAUGAUCUUGGAUGCAGCUGUGGAGGCGGGGCUGGACACACACAUCUUGGAAGAGUGGUACUGCAGGGAUGAAAACUCUGUGCCACCCGCAUACUACCUCAAACCCAAAGCCCAAAUGCUCAAGAACUACCAGAACUCUAUGGAGUCCAGCAGCGCUGCCAAGACCAAGAAUGACAAGGCCUGGAGGAAUGUGUCGGAGGAGAUCAAGAGGAUCUUCCGAACAGCGGUGCUGCAGCUUCAGGAGAAGGGGACCAUGAAGAGCGCUCAGGCCAAGAAAUUCCUUUGCUCUGCCUUGGAGGAUGAAUUGGACUUCGCCCUUGGGAAACAAACUCCUGCCUUUCUCAGGAAAUGUGUCUGUUACAUUCGCAAGAUCUCCAACUUCGACCGCUUCGCCAAAAUCCCCGAGAUGACCCGAUACAUGGACAUCGUGGUGAGCGGCGACCGCAUCAUGCGCAACCAGGAAGCCUACGAGCGCCUUCUGAAGGUGCGGGACGAAUUCAUCCCCACAGUUGUUGCUGCCUCCAACCUCCGUGUCUACUCUUCGGUCACGCACUGCGACAUGAAGCUCGGCUACUCCCAGGAAGUGGAGAGCCACUACGUAGAGGGUCUGUGUAAACAGUUCUACGAGGACAUGGUGGAUAUCAUCCAAGCCACGGUCCAGCAGAACUUUGACACGGAGACGGACCCGCUGUACGACGAGAUCCUGCAGCACCUGUCCCUCUGUAAAAGCUACGCGGCACUCUACGAGUUCAAAGCCGAGUCAUUGGAUUACGUACAAGAGUACCUUAUGCCGUCUAAGGGGAGCAGAAUGAGCCCCAUGGUGGUGUACGGGGGACCGUGCACUGGGAAGACGCUGCUGCUGUCUGAGGUGGCCAAACAGGCCUACACGUGGCUGCAGAAAGAGAUGGGCCCUGAAACCGAUCCAGUGGUCAUCGUCCGUUUCAUUGGCUCCAGCCAGCUCUCCACAGACCUACGCAGCCUCCUCCAGAGCAUUUGUGAACAGAUUGCAAUAAACUACCGCUGCCUGAUUCACUUUUUGCCUAACAAGAUCCAGGAGAUGAGGGAGCUCCUGAUCAACCUUCUAGGGGAAUCUUCAUUCCACAGACCCUUGGUCAUCGUCCUGGAUGCCCUGGAGCAGCUCGCAGAUGGCGACGAAGUUCGCAAGCUGUGGUGGCUCCCCGUACAUCUGCCUCGGACAGUCCGCAUUGUAGUCUCAACGUUGCCCAAUAAACAUGGCAUCCUGCAAAAGCUCCGACAACUCAUCCAUGAUGAGGGGUAUUAUGUGGAACUAUGCCAGAGGGACCGCAAGGUCUGCAGCCAAACAUUAAAACAGCAGCUGCUGGGGGUGAAGAGAAAGGUCACUUCAGGCCAGCAGAUCUAUGUCAAUGAGGCGCUUGCCAAGUGUACAUUGCCAAUGUUUGUCAACCUCAUCUACAGAGAAGUAGUUCAUUGGAGGUCUCACAAAGAUGUGGACGACAGGUCCCUGUGCUCCACAGUGCAUGAGAGCAUAGAACAGCUCUUCUACUCGGUGGAGAACAAGUUGGGCCAACGGUUUGUCUUUAGAGCAUUAGGGUACAUCACCAUGGCCAAGGCUGGGCUAACUGAGGUGGAGCUGGAAGAUAUUCUGUCCCUUGAUAAUAUCGUUCUUGGGGAUGUCAUUGUGGCAACAUAUCUCAAAAACCCCUUGAGAAUCUCUUAUGAUUUGGUUGCAAGGCUCAAAGAGGAGCUGGACGGUUAUCUGGUGGAACGACAGGUACGUAACGUCACCUUGAUGGUUUGGGCCAACAGACACCUGCAUCUCAUUGCCCAGAAGCUGUAUCUUAGCAACGAGGAGGAUGUCCAUCAAAUGCACAGCCUCCUAGCAGAGUACUUCCUGGGGGCAUGGUCAGGAGGCAGAAAGAAGAUCUUCACUUAUGAUAACAACCAUUUCACUUCCCUGAAUAUAUCUCAUCACAAAAACCCCCACCAUCAGCAGGCCCAUGAAAAAGCAUCCUCUGACAAGUACUCUUAUGACAGACAGACUCCAGAGCAGCCUUGGGUGUUCCAGUGUAAUCUUUUGGAACCUGACAUCUUCUUUGUCAACCAUAGGAAGAUGACAGAGCUGGUGUACCACCUAACCAGGAGUGGGCGCACUGAUGACCUCAUGUUUGGCGUCAUCAUGAACUUCAGCUGGCUGUACACAAUGAUCAAGAUUGGCCAGUUUGAAAAGGCUUUAACAGACAUUGACCUAGCUUACAGCUACACCCAAGAAAAAGAGUUGAAGUUCCUGGCCACCACUCUCCGUAGCAUCAAGGUAAAAGUGCUGAAGAACCCAGCAUCGCUGUCUGCAGAACUGCAACAAAGGCUUCUGCCUGUUGUCACCUCCCUCCCCAAGCUCAGACACCUCCUCCUGGAGUGUGACAAAGAUGGCCCGAAGUACUGCUCCAUUGUGCCUCUCCACUCCUCUAUGGACGUCACCUACAGUCCAGAGAGGCUUCCUCUGUGCUCGAGCUACAUGCAGAUUGUGGAGAUCUUGCCCACUCUUGCCCCAAACAUAGUCCUUGUAGCCCUUGAAGAUGGGUCUGUCAGCACCUGGGAUGUUGAGAGCAGACAACUUCUAAGACAGAUUGACACGGCCAGAUCUGUUGUGCUGGGAAUAAGACUAACCACUGAUGAAAAGUAUCUGGUCGUGGCCACAACCAAAAACACGCUGCUCAUCUAUGAUAAUCACAAGUCCUGCCUUUUAUCCGAGGUUGAAAUCAAGGGGUCCAAGCAUGGUGGUGUCGCUGGUGGGGUGGCCUUCAUCAAUGGUUUUACGCUGUCCACCCAUCAUGCUUUGGCCUGGCUUGAGGCGAGUAAAGACGUCAACGUCAUUGACCUACUCUACGGUUGGCCUCUCUACCAGUUCCAUUGCUGGUAUGAGGUGACUUGUGUCCAGUGCUCUCCAGAUGGAAUGUAUGCCUUCUGUGGCCAGUACCUCAACACUGCAUCCAUCUUCCAUCUGGGAAAUGGGGACAAGUUGGCCACUGUGACAUCAGAGUUUUCUGGGGGAUUCGUCAAGUCCAUUCUUGUUCUGGACACCCUUAACCAAAUGGUGAUGGUUGACAAUGAAGGCAGUUUGUCAGUAUGGAACACCAAAGAGAUCACCAACCCACGUCUGAUGGAGGAUUACGAUUGUAGAGGGGACGACAGUGAAGUGGUGGGCAUUGAGUUAUCCGAAGACCAACGCUCCAUUCUCAUUUGCAAAGCCAGAAGUAUCGAGGUCCUGGACACAAAAGUAUGGAAAAUGGUGGAGAAGUUUAAGGCAAAACGCACUGAACGCUUUGUCGCUGCUGUUCUCUCCAAGAACGGACAAAGCAUUGUUGCCUCCAUGGAAAACACCUCCUCCAUCUUUGUUUGGAGAAGGGACAGUGGACAGUGCAUGGCCAGCCUCAUUGAGAUCUCAGGGGCUAUUGUCAAACUCAUCAAAUCCGCCCACCACAACCUGCUCCUUUCUGUUGCCAGCAGUGGAGUGCUAUCUGUUUGGGACAUUGACAUAAUCACCGCAAUGUCCAAUAUCGACAAAACAGGCAAGAAGAUCCAGACCUUGCAGCUGUCUGGCAGAGAGGAUUAUGUGUUUACCAUGGACGGUUCAGAAGCUGUCCACAAGUGGAACUUCAGCACUGGUUUUAUCGAGACAGUCUUUAAGCACGAGGGCAUAGUGGAGAACUGUGUCCUAACCUCCUCAGGGGAUCUCAUGGUGACUUCAGACGACAAGUCCAGUCAGUACAUCUGGCAAACCAACACCGGAGAAAACAUCUUCCGCAUCAAUGGACAGAGAAUAUCACAGCUGCUAAUCACCCACAAUGACCAGUUCGUGGUGUCCCUCUGUGAGCAGAACGCCUCCAGAGUCUGGAGGCUCGGGACUGGGCACAAAGUGUGCAACAUCUUAGUCACCCUCCAGAACGCACUCAUCACUACAGCAAACACUUUUCUCGUGGGAACCUCCAAAAACAAGCUCCUCGCCGUCAGCCUGUGGUCGGGCAGCGUAUCCAAGAAAUUUGUCUGUGAUGAUGGCAUUACCAUCGUCAACUUCAAGCUCAUUCCUGACUGUCCCGACUGCGUGGUGUUCAUCACAUCCACAGAGACCGUCUUCAUCUGGAGCGUGGCAGACGAGUCCGUUUGCAGGCGAGUCCAGCUGCCCACCAAUUUCCUUAAAAAUCUAGAGGACUUCCAGAUCUCGCCCAAUGGAAAACUGGGAAUAGUCUCCAAGGGUGAUGAAAAUAUUAAUGUCCUCGAUCUUCACAGUGGGAAGUUGAGGCUUGUCCACGCCGCCGGUAUUAUUUGGCGUCAGAAAUUAUCAAGAGAUGGACGUUAUCUGGUGUACGUCUGUUUCCGGAACUGUGAUGAAGACGACGAUGCUGGCGUUGUGUCCAAUCUGAUCGUGAUGCGCCUCGCUGAUGGCAAGAGCAUUGGCACAUGCUCCCUCUACAAGACGCCCACCUUCCUGUCUCUCUCCCAGCGAGCACUAAACAUCAUCAUUGGCUUCGAGGAUGGCAGCAUCGGCACAUACACAGUCGUGGAUCGUGUGGAUGCUGCCCUCAAGAUAAAGAUAGCCACCUCCAACAGCCGACAGAUUGUCAACAAUGCCUCGCAGAAGGUGCGGCCCAAAUGCGGCAAUCAUUCCUUUAAGACCGUUGCCGACUGCAUUUGGAGGGAGUCAACUGAGGUCUUCUCCAGGGACAGCCCUAUAAACGUGUCUGACUCCGGUGAAGGUGAGUCGACCACGCCUACAAAAAAGACUGAACUGCUGCAGUGAUAGGUGGAGACCAGAGGAGUGGGUGGAGGUAGGACAGGCAGGCGGAGCUAGGUGAUGAAGUUUAGAAUCUCUGGGGUUGCAGUUGAUUCUUGUUUACAGCCACGUGAUUCAGCUGCAGAUGUCAGCCCUCUGGGUAGUUAAUGGGCCGACCGUUUUAACGCUGCACUUAAAUUAUGUAUUACUUACUUCCAACUUAUGAUACAGUGUCUCUUUGUUUUACACACAAGACUGUUAGAUGUUUUUGAAAAGAAGAAAAAUGUAAAAUUCUGUGAGGUAUUAGUUUGCCAUUAUGUGUCCUUUUGCAUUUGAAGAACAAAGUUAUUAUUCAAAUGUCUUGGUCAAACAUUUCCAAAGCCAUUCCAGUGAUCUUAGCCACUUUCAUUGUACAUUAUCUUUAUUCAACCCAAUCGCCAGAAAAAAAAAGUUGGCAUCGUACAUUUCUGCAAACCACAGAUAUGUCACAUUUGUACAUACAUAUGUAGUUGAUAAGUUGAAACGUUAUGUUUCACCAAGCUGUGGUUAACAUGUAGUUAAGUUUAGGCACAAAAAUGGCUUGGCUAUGGUUAGGGAAAGAUCAAGUUUUGCCUUAAAAUACCUGUUUUUUGGGGCACAAUCCUGACUUGAAAGGCAGUGAUGUCUUGGUAGAAAACAACUGGUUUUUGUGGCACUAUACCCGCUGGAAAAACAGCAAUUAUUCAAUAAAAACACCCACGUUUUGGGGCUGAAAAGCCGCUGUAAAAAAAAAAAAAAGCCACAGAUUUCUAAAAAAAAAACACCUAAGGUUGGGGGCUAUGUUUAAACAAUGCUGUGAUUCAUAUGUGGUUAGAUUUAGUCAAAGUAACCACUUGGUUAUGGUUAAGAAAAGAUUUGGCUUAAAAUAGUCUCUUCUUGUGGCACUAUCCCUGCUGGAAAUGCAGCAAUGUCUCUGUAAUAAACAAUCCCCUUUUGUGGCACUAUGCCCAGUGGAAAAGCAGCGAUGGGUUGCUGAAAAACACCCACAUUUGGUGCCCAAAACCUGCUGAAAAUAUAGAAAUAACUCGCUAAGAAAUAAGUACUUUUGUUGAUUGUUGGUCCUGAACAGCUGUCUGCAGCUUGGCAGGCUUAUACCUACUUCUUGUGUCACUAUCCUGGCUGGAAAUGUAGCAAUGUCUUGGUAGAAAAACAGAUGCUGUUCAUGGCACUAUACCCAAUCAAAAAAAACAGCGACAAAUUUCUAAAAUACAACACCCACAUUUUGUGCCACAAAGCUGCUGGAAACACAGCGAUGACUUGCUAAAAAAAAGUAACUGCUUUUGUUGACUUUUGGUCCCUAACAGUGGUCUGCAGCGUGGCAGGCUUAUACUUGCUUUUUUGUGGCACUAGCCCCGGUGGAAAAACAGCGACAAGUCACUCAAAAGAGACCCACAUUUGGUGCCUAAAAAGCUGCUUGAAAACAGCAAUUAGUUUCUAAAAAGCAACUGGUUUUGCUGUUUGUUGGUCUUGAACAGUGGUCUGCAUCUCACCGAGGCGACACACCAUCCACCAUUCCCUCCACCUCCCAGUGACAAACUCAGCUUAGUCACCACAUCACUUUAGAGACGUUGAUAUGUAUAAAACAUGGAAAUGUAACAAUAUUCGCCGUUAGCAGAGACAUACAAUGCCAAUAUUUCCUUCUGGCGUCUGGGCUGCUUUAUUUUCAUUGUGCACAUUAAGCCAUACAAGUAGAUUUAUGUUUGUAUCAACAUCAGUCGGUACUGUACAAAAAAAAGGAAGAACUAUGAACAUAUGUACAUAUCCCUUUUUGGCUGCUGCAAUUUGUGCAACUCCUUAAAAAUGUUAUGUUGUGCUUAAUGCAAUCAAAGUGAGUGCCUGGAAUUUAAAAUGUUCUUUAUGUGCAGAUUACAAGAUUUAUGAAAAUGCAGGGAAUUUGUAAACACAGUAUACACACAGUUACAUAAUACUUGCAUUGAUGUUAAAUCUAAAGGAUCAGCGUGCUGAAAUCAAGUCAACAACACGAGAGAUCGACGGCAUUGCUCUUUGUAAUGAUAGCUGUAGAAAUUUCUCGGAACAGUUUACGUAAAUUUGGUGUGAAUUUACCGGCAGUUCCAUCAGUGUGUGUGCCGUUUGUUUUAAGGGAAACACCACUAUUGAGCAUACAGUGUAGCAUAGCACCAUACACAUUCACGCCUUAACCAGUGUACUUGCUUUAGGUUUAGUGGAGUUUGUUCAAAUGUUCCAGUAGAAAAGGACAGAGUGAUUAGCCCAAUGUUUCACUGAAACAACUCGGCCAUGUGAAUAUACUUAGAGGUUUAGACAGUAGGUGGAUGCACUUUAUGAGUGGUUUGUGAGAAAUUAUUUAUUCAUAUGAAAAUGUGUAGAUUGUUUAACGUGUUAUAGAGUUGUCUUAAAAUAGGUUUUGGAUUUGCCUACAAAAAUACACAAGGCCAUCCAGGUACUUGCAGGCUACAGCUAACUCACUUGAAAUGCUACAGUCUCUUGAUAGAUGCCUGGCAUCAGUAAAAACAAAAACAAAAAAACAAUUAAGAUGCCAUUAGCUUAACAACUUCUAGCAGUCAGGAAAUUGGAAAUUUAUGGGAUCAAAUAAGGGUCAAUAAGAUUUUGAGCUUGUGAAAUGAUGUUUAGAGUAAUAUGAAAACAUUUGGUUGCAUAUCUGCUUUUGUUAACCUGUGAAAAAAAACUGCAUGGAAAAUUCAAGAUUGUGAUUGUGUAGGGGAAAAUGUAGUUGUAGAAAAAAAAUUGAGACUGUCAACAUCAAAUAAAUAAAUGUAUAGUAAUAUAUAAAAACACAAAAUUCUAAAAUUGUAUCAACUGUGAGGUUACCCAGAAAAAACCUGCUUUUGUGAGAACAGAUUCAAAACAGAAAACAUUUCAAAGAAUACUUCUCCUCCAAAUGGUCAUUUAGAUAUCAGUUACUUGCCUUGUGUUACGUUGAAUUCAUAAGGAAAACUGUUUUUCUCGCAUGCCUCUAUGGUGACCUAAGAAUCCAAAAAUGGAGAAAAUUCUUGUUGAACUGAAGUCAUUGGGGGCUGCGUUUAUAGUAGAACUGUAUCAAAACAUCCGUUUACAAACUCACGCAAUUCAUUCAGUAUAAUCCAAGUGUCAAUUAUCCAGUCACAAAAACAGAAUUUUACCUCACUGAACACAGGCGCUGCCUCAGUCUGUAGUUUGUGUAUGACUUUGGUGAGUCCGAACUAACCCUUUAAAACACCAGAGUUACAAAAUAAUACCAACUAAUUAACCGAUUGAGGCAGCAGUAGACCAAAAGCUCCCGUGUUUUGGGAAGUAAAAAUUACUUGGAAUUGAAGAGAGCAUAGAUAACUCUCACUUAUAUUUCAGUUCCCCGUCAGACAGGGCUGUCUGUUCAGGAAGUACUGAGCAUACGACUGGAGAAAUGAGACUUGGAUUGGACUGCAUGAGUCCAAGGUAUGGUUCGCUUCAAGUCCGCAGUGUGGUUCGCUUCAGCUGUGCACUGUGAACACUAAGGGUGCUUUCUAGGGAUGUCCCGAUCCGAUCCUCGGAUCCAAUCACGUUAUUUUUACAAAAUCGGAAUUGGUAAUAAAAGAUCGGAGGAAUAAAAACAACAAAAAUGGCCAGGUUUUUCAUCUGUGUUGUUCAUUGUUGCCUCUGCUUUCCAAUGUAUAAAGAUAUAGGCCUAUUUUGUUUGAAGACAAGAAGAAGAUAUUGAAUUUGUUUACAUUUUGUGCUGCUGAACCACCGAUAAGGUUUUUGGAUACUAUUGAAAUAAAAAAGAAACCUUAUGGGACAACUUGGAUGCAGUCUUUUUUUUUCUUUCCUAAUGCUUUGCAAAGUAUCGGAUCAGACUUGGUAUCAGACUCGGUUUCAAAAUAAAGGACUCGGUAUCGGAUCGGAUGCAAAAAAAAAAUGUGAUCGGGACAUCCUUAGUGCUUUUAGACCUAGAGUUGUCUUGGUUUGGUCCGAAUCAGGGACUGGUUUUGUUAUAAAGUUAUAUAAUUGCCGAGAGUUGGUUGAUGCAUGCAGUAUUUACAAGUGGACCAGAUCACAUGCCUUGUGUGAGAAAGCGGCUCUUGAUUGGUCAGAAUUUCCGUGCAGGAAAAAUCCAGGAAGUAAACCAAUCAUUGAAGAAGAGUACACUUGCAAGAUAAAUGUGACACUUUCUAAUGUCACAAUGGAGGGACAACUACGCAGGUUGAUUUUAGCGCUGCUCAUCGUGGACUAUAUUGCUGUCAUUGUUCAUUUUAGUCAAACCAUACAGUUUGAAAAUGAGGCGCGGCUCCAACUAGAAACACAUUCUCACUGCAAACGAACCGCACCAGAGUUCUGUUUGUAACCGGACCGAGACCACCUCUUCAAAAAGGUCUCGGUCCGGUUGUUUCGGUGCUUACCUGAGUGGGAUUGCUGUGUUCCCACCUGCCCAAAUGAACCACACUUUGGGGGCAAACGAACUUGAGUGCGAUUGAACCGAACCAAACAGGGCAGGUGUGAAAGCACAUUCAGAGGACUGAGUUUGCUUUGUUUUAAAAGGACUACAUGUGAAAACACGCACCGUUUUGCAGUUUUUAAACCUGGUCGCCUAUGAUUUUGAUUCUUCAAGAAUUUUCUCAGUUUUUGGAUUCUUCGUUCAUCUUUGAAAAAAAAACUUCACAAAUUCAGUUCAGUAAUUGAUAUACAAAUGGUCGUUUGGAGGAAGAAGGGUUCCCUUAGGUUACAAAUGUAAAUCUUUUGUUUUUAUGGCGAAAUUCAUGAACAAGAUAUUCAAUUUAAAUCACUUUUUUUCAUAUUUUCUUGUACUUCCUGCUUCAAAUCUGUACUUAGAUCACACGAAAGCAGUUCUGCUUGUCUUUGAGUCACCUCACUGUUGAAACUAUUUUUUGCACAAAUUUAUGUAGACAUGCUGAAAAUAUUUCUACAAAUACAAAUCUUUUCUUACAUAUUCACAGUGUUUGCAAGGGUGGUGAUACACAAUAUAUAUAUUUACAGUAUCUAUUAGCCUUAUGUGAGCCCAUAGAAACCUGGUGACAUCACAGCGGGCUGAAAUCAAAGCUGUUGAGAUCUGGUUUGCUGACAAUCUAAAAGAAGUUAUUUUUGAGUUCAUCUAUGAGGUUGUACCUUGCAGGUACCACGAUCGCAUGUCUGUAAUAACCUUGCUCCGAUGAGACCAAUCAUCUGCCAGGCAUGAUUGAAAACCACACACUUACACUUUGACAUAUACUUUUUAAGGGCUAUUCCAUCUUAUUGUAUGUUUACUAGGUUUGAACUGUUGAGACAAUGGCCCUUGGAUAAUUUCAAAACCGGGUAGCAGCAUCGAGCUUUAAAGUACUUUAUUUCCCUAAAGAGUUUCUAAAUUGAAAAAAGAAAUAUAUAAUAUGUAAUUGCCAAAGUCCCGAUUAUAGUUUGUGUUUCGUUUUGUCUGAUUUUGUUUUUUGAGGCUUGUACUGUAAUUAUAUUGUUACCAGAUUGUUUCAGUGUUCUACUGUGAUUAUGUUUAUGAUAGAGACAAUGUGCUAUCUUUGCUAAAAAGUUUAAAAAGAGUCCUCUUAUAAUAAAAUAUAUUGGAAUGCCAGUUUAAGAGUAUAUUUGAAUGUGUCCAUAUGGAAGCCAGUAAACGGUAUUAUUGUAUGUUCAGUAACUUGAAUGACUUUUAAUAACUUACAUGUUUGCAACUCAUAGUUGACAUACUGGUAUAAUGAAUGUUUCUAUGGUAUUCUUUGUAUCGUCAGGACUGACUUACCUGUUUAGAGAUUUAUAUUUUCAUAAAUGUUGUACUUAACAUUUUGUUACAGAGUUGUUUAACUGGAAUUCAAACAGAAAAGAAACUUAUGUCUGAAGCAAUAUGAAACUAGUGUGUAUGCAUCGUUUGUAUGGAACAUUUUAAUGUAAUAAAAUGGUUCAC